Messenger RNA from Episyrphus balteatus (marmalade hoverfly), 1111 nucleotides. It is a transcript of the gene Nacalpha, whose product is annotated as nascent polypeptide-associated complex subunit alpha. Gene Ontology annotation, biological process: protein targeting to membrane. Bases 145 to 801 code for a protein of 218 amino acids. Lineage: Eukaryota; Metazoa; Arthropoda; Insecta; Diptera; Syrphidae. Gene Ontology annotation, cellular component: nascent polypeptide-associated complex; cytoplasm. The transcript is spliced from 2 exons. The record is from RefSeq and is a predicted model, not a curated record.
UGAACAACAGAUGUCGCCACUAGACAAAAAUAUUUUUCACGUCUACCAACAUACAAACGAAUAAAAAUCCUUUUGUCAAAAACGUCAGUAUUUUACUGAAGGGUGUGAAUUUUUUCAGCCGAUCGACUUUUUUAAAUCUUGAAAAUGCCAGAACUUACCGAAGUUAAAUCAGACACCCAAGCUGAAGUUAAGCCAGCAGCAACUUCCGAGAAUGCAGUUCGCAUUGAAGACGAUGCCAGUGAUAGCGACUCCGAAGACACCAUCCCCGAGUUGGAGGAUGCCACCGCUGGAGCCACCCAACUCGGUGGUGGAGCAACAGGAUUGCCAAUUGACUUGGUCUCCAAAGCCAAGCAAUCCCGUGGCGAGAAGAAGGCUCGCAAAAUCAUGCUCAAAUUGGGCCUGAAGCAAAUCCAAGGUGUCAACCGUGUUACCAUUCGCAAGUCGAAGAACAUCUUGUUUGUCAUCAACAACCCCGAUGUCUACAAGAAUCCCCACAGUGACACAUACAUCAUUUUCGGUGAGGCAAAGAUCGAAGAUCUUUCACAGCAAGCUCAAGUGGCUGCUGCCGAGAAAUUCAAGGCUCCAGAAUCGGCUGCUGGUGCAUCAGACACCGUGACUACGACAUCGGUAGCACCAAUUGCCGAAGAAGAUGAAGAAGAAGUCGAUGAGACUGGAGUUGAUGAGAAGGAUAUUGAGUUGGUUAUAACGCAAGCUAAUACCACAAGAGCCAAAGCAAUUCGAGCCCUUAAGAAUAAUAAUAACGAUAUUGUCAAUGCAAUUAUGGAGCUGACAAUGUUAUAAGCGGAACGUUGUGCAAUUCACUUUGUUUCACUAUAAUUUGCAUUUUACCCGCCUUUUGAUCAACACAUUAAUUAACAACCAAACAAACAACAACAACAAUGAAUGAAUAUAAAUUAUAUAUUUCCAAAAUAAAAUACACAAAAAAUAAAAUACAAGUUUUUAUCCCUUGGUGAUAUAUAUAAAAAAAAAAGCUCCUCCUUUCUAGAAUCGUUUUUAAUUCGUUUUGUUUCGGAUGUGGUUAGUCUGUAGUAAACACGAUUCAUAUGCUGUAAGAAUUCAAUGAAUAAAAAAUUAACUAAAAAACAUUGAA